This is a messenger RNA of Gymnodraco acuticeps, 6185 nucleotides long. It is a transcript of the gene podxl2, whose product is annotated as podocalyxin-like 2. NCBI's taxonomy places the organism in Eukaryota, Metazoa, Chordata, Actinopteri, Perciformes, Bathydraconidae. The record is from RefSeq and is a predicted model, not a curated record.
AUGCCAGGCCUGCUGUACAUCACCCUGACUGCACUGCUGGCCUGCUGUGAUGCCUUCAGAGUGGGUUCGUCUCAGAGGGUCAUCCCCCUCAGCGCCCCUGGGGCUCGGGUGUUCCAGGAUGAAGGCCCAGCCCAGGCACACUUCAUCCAGGAAUUAGUCAGAACCAAGCGCCACUCAGUGCCAGAGUUAGUGCGGGUCCAGCCUCAUUUGGUUCACGACAUGGGCCGGCCAGAGAUCUACGAAACAUCCCGUUCCAAGGACAAGAUGGAGUCUGAUAACUCCUCUCAGAUAAACCCUCCACCCCCCGCAGGUCAGGAAGCAGUCAGGACCCGCCCUGCUUUGGAGGAAAAUGUUGGUGUAGUAGACGAGAUGGAGCGUAUGGUCCAUCUGGUGGUUCCUCAGGAUGCAGAAGGCUACAGGGGGAGUCCAGACUCCAGCGACCCAGACAAGGAGCUCAUUGGCGGGCCAGGAGCUGCUGAUGCCUCCCUGGAGGCCUCCGGCUUCUUCGGGACAGACAUGGAGGACAGAGACAGAGGAGAGGAAGGAGGAGAGGACCGAGAGAGGAGAGGGGAAGAGGAGGAGUGGGAGAGAUACAAGGGAGAGGACAUAGAGAGAGGAGGGGGAGGAGCCAGAGAAGAGGAGAGGGGAGGAGGAACAGAUGAUCAAGACCUCCAUGUGUUGGAUGCCAACCAUACAACUCCAGAUCUGGAUGCUCUGAUUGGCUACAGUCCAUCCUUCCAGCCCAGCGUCUCCUCCCCAGCUGAGGUGCAUGAUUCUAGGCUACAGGAGCACCGUGCAGCCCCCGUCCUAGAGGUGGAUCUGUUAGAGAGAGAGCUGUGGGAGGCAGAGGGGGAGGAAGGCGGUCAUUCAAGUGGCUACGGAGUCCUUCACUCCUCCAUCAUUACGACUACUGCUACUACUGCUGCUGCUGGUGAAGACGCUGCAGGAACAUCCACCCCUGAGACGGACACAGGCACAGACUUUGGGCUGCUGGGAAGCUACACAAGAGUCUCUGCAGAGGAGACAGAGGAUGAAGAGACAGAGAAGGAGGAAGAGGAAGAAACGGAGCUUGCACACAAAGGCCUUUUUACCCAGAAUCUAACAGCAGCAGAGGUUGGCAUGGCUCCCAGCAGAGAGCCUCUGCAGCCCAGCGUGGAGGAAGAGAAGGAACACCAGUCACAAGGGGGCAUACUGCCAGACAGAAGCGACGAGAUGAAGGAGGAGGAAUGGAUAAAAAUGAAGGAGGAAGAGGAGGGAACAAGAAACAGACACAUGGUCCCGCUCACCACAGACUGGGAUUUACUGGAGAAGACCACUGUCCUGCAGACCCAGAGGUCAGGGGUGGGCGGGGUCACAGAGGUCCACGAUGUGGAUGAGAUGGAGGAAGCACGGCAGGUGGUGUGUUUGGAGUGGAGCGAGCUGGUCGGACGUGGGUACGUCGUCCUCAACAUGACGCACAACCUAAACUGUGAGGAGUUUCGCGUGGACCAGGGUGUACGGUUGUUGAAGGUCAUGGAGCGCGUGUUCGCUCGGAGAAUGAACAGCCCAGAGGGAUCAUGGUUAAUCUCUCUCAGCAAACCUACACACCAGCAACACCAGCUGCUGAUGAACGUGGCGUCUGACCGCGGAGUGAUAGCCACCAAGGAUGUGCUGGGCAUGCUGGGAGAAAUCAGGAAACAUUUGAAUAAGCUGGGCAUCCAGAACUACAGCUCGGCCAGCAGCUGCCCGUCUCGCCCCAGUCAGACACGCAGCGACUACGGGAAGCUGUUCGUGGUUCUGGUGAUCAUCGGCUCCAUCUGCAUGGUCAUCAUCACAUCUGGAUUCAUUUAUAUCUGCUGGCAGAGAAGACUGCCUGCAACCAAGACCACGUUUCGCAAUGAGGAACUUCACUUUGUGGAAAACGGUUGCCACGACAACCCAAUGCUGGACGUAACUAAUGACAACCAGUCUGAGAUGCAGGAGAAGAAGCCGAGCACCAAUGGGCUCGCAGGAGGAGGAGGAGGAGGAGGAACUGGAGAAGGCGGGGAGGAGAGCAGUCGCUGGCAGGUCUUUGUCAAUCAGGCAGUGACUGAGGAGGAAGGAGAGGAGGAGCAGGACACACAUCUCUGAUGGACGAAGAGGAGGAGGGGACAGGUUAUAAAGGUCUUUGAUAGACAGGUGAUAAAUGGAGCCUACAGGAAAGAAGAAGAAGAAGAAGUUGGCAAAGAAAGCAGAGGAGUAAUGAGGAGGAAGAAUGGUGGAGAGGAGAGGAGGAAGAGACAGAAAAGAACAAGUAGUGAGGAUAGGAGAUAAACGAUAUAACGAGUGAGUAGAAGAUGUGUUGUCCAGUGAGAGUUAAAGAGGCUCGUAGGAGGUGAGCAGGAGGAGUCACUGACAUAUUCAUGGGUAUUAGGCACCAGGGUUUAUUUCAUGCUUCAAAUUGAAAUGCAUAAAAGACAUUUAACUUGCUGAUCUCUUUAAAAGUUCUGGGAAAGGUAAGCAUUUCCUAAAGCUGCAUACCGUUUACCUGAUGUUAGAUAAUGUCACCAUCUGUUGAUUGUGCCUUAUGCUUUCAGCUUUUUGCACUGCACGAAAAAUAAUCCUGAUACCAGCGACACAAUCAUAGCAGAGAGCACCUUAUCCACCGUAACAUUUGAAUGUAAAUGAGGCUUCAAAGUCUGAAGCGUCCACAGCUGCAGCGUCAUCAUUGGCUAAAACAUAUUUAGGGAAACUAAAAUAAUUACAACAUUUCCCAUCUGAUGUAGGUUUAAUUCUGAAGAACACGUUGUUGACUUUGAUAACCAGUGAUGGAAUGUACCUAAGCGCGUUUCAAAUAUUUGACCUACGUACUAACUUUCAGAUUUUAUUUCACUCCAAUAUAUUUAUCUUAAGGUUAUACUACUUAAUACUGUACAUGUACUGUUAUUAUUUUACAUACAAAAUGUUUGAUGAGCUUACAAACAACAGUGCAAUAUUACUGAUGAAACUACUCUAAAGUAUUUAAAGUAUUUCAAAUGAUUAAUUAUUGACACAAUCUACAGUCCAAUGAUAAAAGGCUAGCUAUUAACACAUUAAAGCCUCUUUCAUAAUAAUAAUAAUAAUCAAAUAACACUUUCACAGAAUAGUUUUUUGCAGGUACUUUUACUUUUGAUACUUCAAGUAUAUUUUUCUACCAACACCUCUUUACUUUUACUCAAGUAAUUUUUACUCAAAAAUGGUACCAACAGUGUUUCCCCUAGGAUGCAGUCAUAGCAGCGGUGCUAAGGCAUGCGAGCCCAGCUAAAUGUGAGCGCGUGGAAUUUUUUAGUGUGUGCGCUUGCAAAGUGCGCCCCGCCAAUAUGUUUAUAUGUGUCUGCCAGCACAAGAAAGGCUCUUGAGGCCUAUAUAAAUCAAAUCAUAUAUGUAUGAUAUUUUAACAUUACUGUUAUUAACGUAUCACUCGUAAUUAUUACUAACAUUUGACAUUCAAAACAUACAAUGAGCUCAAAUGGGCCCUGUUAUGUUUUUUAGGUUUUCCCUUUCCUGUCUGGACUCCUUGUUAACUUCAGCAAAAUAGUGACGUCACUAAGUAAUAUUCUCUCCUAUUGGCUAGCGUGCAUGUAAAUGGUCUGCAAAGUCUAACAUCUCUGUUCUCUCAUCAUUUUCAAAGUAUACUCUAGGACAAUAAACCAGCUAAAAUCUCGCCAUGGACAUGAAAUUGUCUAGAACCGGCCCUGCUAGUAGUUAUUAAAACUUCAGAGAUGUUCAGUAGUUUACCCCUGGUGUCUGAAUCCGGAGAAAACAGCGACUCCUGUUAACUUUUCCAAACAGGAAGUACAACCUGUAGCGUCAAGUAAGGUUUUGGCACUUUAUCGAUUCCUCUUGGAAAUGGCGACUAUCAUCAUUGAAAUGCUGCAUCAUGUUAAAUGUCUUACAUACAGUGACUGAGAUAUCUCUAUUUUGCUAAUAGGAAUGGUUGUAGCCACUGAGGAUGUUUUCUCUACAAUCAGUCAUGUGAUUGCUAUACUUACUACCUGUUAGCCUGAUAUGCUUUUUUCAAUAGUGGUGCAAUGGCUGCUGUACGCUACGGGCUUUUCCUCGAGGCGAUGACACAUGGGCAACAUUAAGAGGCAGACAGCAUGAAAAAACUAGUAACAGUGUUGAAGUCGAUUAAUCAAACAAUAAUCCAGAGUCGAGCCCCGAGUUUUUGACGUUUUAAUGUUAAAUGUUGAAGUUUGAGUCUCUACAACCAUGUUUAACUCACAUUUGAGUCAGCACAAUCAUGUCUGAAUCAAUACAGUCAUGUUUGAGUCACUAUCUAGGCAUGGGACCAUAUAGAUUUCAUUUCAGGAUCAUCCUGUCUAAAAUAAUUGCGAUUCACAAUAUUAUCCCACAUGUAUUGCAUCAAAACAUGCUUAAAACACAUGGAAAUCGCACACCUUACAUUUUGCAUUUUGCAUCACAGACAGGACACACAUCCUUUUUAGUGAAACACAAUAAAUUGAUCUGAACUAAUUUACAUUAAUAAAGGAUAAAUUGUUCUAUAUAAGCAACAUUGAGUGAUUCAGUUUCUUAACAUGAUAAUUCCUGCAUUUUUUAAAACAUGGUCAUGGUCACUCGUGAGGAUAUUUACAAUCAUCCCCAUAAUCAAAAUUGCCCCAAUCGUGUUUUUAUCGCGAUCCCCAUACAAAUUCUAUAUCGUCCCAUCCCUAUAACGGUCACUGCAGACAUGCCUUUAUUUUAUUUAACCAGAAAGGUCUCAAGGCCAUACAAAAAUAAAAAUCUCUUCUGGGCAAGACGGCAAAAAAAAGAGCAAACAGACACCAAACAUGCUUAUAUGUUAUAAGCAACCUUAUUGUUCUUUCAAACAUUUUUAAAGAAUAAAUCACUCUGCUAUAAACGCCUGAAUUUCCCCACGUGGAUAAAUAAAGUUACAUCUUAUCUUAUCUUAUGUCAAGAGUGGGUAAGGAGACCAGGUUAAGUAUGCCUUGGAACUUAGUCCAAUCUUGCAGGGCAUGAAAGGCAAACUAAAUCUGAAGAGUGAUAAUGAUGUACAUAUCAAUUACUUUGUCAUACUGACAAAAUGUACUUUGGACUAAUAUUUUUCUAAAUAAAUACAAUCAUGUCUAAAGUUGUGAUCAUGCCCUUGUCACUACAAUUUGAUUGACCAACAUUUCAAUCAAAAAUUAUCUCUAUAAAUCAUCAAGUGUGUGACUUGUAUGGGACUUGACAAGUUCAGCACAUAAUAAAGUCUAGUUUCCAAACAGCACAAACCUACAACACUCAUCAAAUGGGCAGAAUACUGUUGAAUUAACAUCUAUAUUAAGUUAAUAUAGAUGCUAUCAAUUAAAAUAAAUGUAACAUUUGUUUCUGCAGUUGUCACUCUCCAUUCCUGUUACAGGUGUUGCCCAUCUACAUUUGGUCAAGAUGUUGCCUGUGUUUCAGCUCUUUUACUCUGACUUUUCUCAUUGUAACAAUACUGUAUAUGGCUUCACUAUAAACUACGCUGAGUGAUACGCACUUUGUCAGCUAAGCGGGAUAUAGGGAGCGUUCAGGAACUCACAAUUGUCCAUUCUGAAUGACUCCCUGCUGCAGAUGAUCUGCUUCUGAGAGAAAAGUGAAGGGAUAUUGUCCUCCACUGAGAAACAGAAUAAAUGAGCAUGUAGCUUUCAGCACUGCAGCGAGCACUAAUAUAACGUACAAAACUGCAACAAGCUGUAACUUUUAUUUGCUGAAAAGCAGUUUGAACCAGAGGAAUUGUGUUGCUUAGAGCUAUAUGCAAUCAAUGAUUUUAAAUAAUUGUUGUUUUCAAGACAUAUCUUUCAAAAUGGAGCAACUGUCACAAAGAAACCAAUAUCCCCCUCGGAUAAAUAAGUAUUCUGAUUUUGAUUGUGAGGAUUUAAAAUAGUUUUCUCAGAUGUUUUUUCCUUUACAGAAUCUGAGAGCAACCUCGUGUUUGUUUGCAUUUCUUAGCAAGUGCAAGUCAGUUGACAUUAAGUUCUGGCAAAAAACAAUGACCCUUGAUCUGAAUAAAGACAACACCAUUAGUUUCCUGGUCACUUUUGUAACUAGGUUUUUGUCAAACAUUUUGUUGAGUAAUCAUGCUCUCAAAUUUUUUAUUUCUGUUAUUUUAUUUUACUAAUGUUUUUCUAUGUAUGUAUGUCACACUCAUUUGGUUGUCUGUGUAAUAAGUUAAAUGUGAGAAAUAAAGUUGGGAGAAAUUGUGA